AGAGCACUCUCCAUCUGUUCUUAUCUCUCCUCUGUUUCCCAGAUUUUCGCAUCAAUAGAAGAUUCUCGCUCUAUAAUUCCGUGAAACUGUUGGAGUUUUGUUGCAUGUAAGAACAUUAACAGCAAUAGUUUUGCCUCAAUUUCAACCCUUUCAAUACUGCGUACGUAUCUCUUCAUGCGUCCAUGUUGUAGAGAAUCACAAUCAAAUAGAGUUGCGUUUCCCUAAUGAAUUCGAAAUUCACAUUAAAACCCUAGUGAUUGCUAUUCUGGAUACUGUUUUGAAGCUUAUCGCAAGAGACGCGGUUUUCUAAGGAUCGAAGGUUGAAGGGUAAUGAAGACUACGGGGGAAUCCGACUGCAUCCUUUUAGUCGAUAGCGAAAACAAGGAGAUCGAUGAAGAUAAGGAUUUAGAUAGAGAUGGAGAUAAUGAUUUUGAUGGAGGUGAUGACGAUGAUUCCCGGAACAAAGCCAAUGAUGAUGAGCAGGAUUUUGAUUCCUCUAACAAUGCCGGCGAUGAACCUCAAUCUUCGGAUCCAUCAUGGCCUCGAAGUUACAGGAAGUCGAUGGAUCUGUUAGGUACUGUAGCAUCUCCGAGUCUGAGCUUUCUAGGGUCUCCUCCAUUAUCAUCAUUAGGUGGUUCAUUCCUUUCAUCAUCACCUAAAAGGAGACAAAAUCCCAAAAUAACCACCAGUUUAGGCAACCCUCUGUUGCCACCUUUGGCAGACAACCAUCACCAUCAUCCUUCUGAUCAUUCACUUCAUUCUCAAUGGACAUCUUCUGCUAGAAAGUUGUCACAACAUCAGAAAUCUCAGAUUAAACAGAGUUCAUUCGCCCAAGCUGUGGUUAAUGGUGUAAAUCUACUUUGUGGAGUAGCACUUCUUUCUACUCCAUAUGCAGUGAAAGAAGGUGGAUGGUUUGGAUUAUCUAUAAUGUUCAUCUUUUGUGUUCUUUGUUUCUACACUGGUCUCCUCCUCCGUGACUGCUUAGAUACUCACCCUAGACUUCAGACUUAUCCAGAUAUCGGUGAAGCCGCCUUUGGCAUACCCGGACGCCUACUCGUCUCUAUAGUUUUGUAUGUGGAGUUGUAUGCGUCAUGUGUUGAAUUCAUAAUCUUGGAGAGUGAUAACAUAUCUUCUUUAUUCCCAAAUACAAAUCUAAUCAUUGGAGGACACCAAAUAAAUUCACAUUCUUUCUUCGCAAUUACCAUCACUCUUGUUGUGCUUCCUACUGUUUGGCUUCGCGACUUGAGUGUUCUCAGUUACAUCUCCGCUGGAGGAGUUUUUGUAAUAAUUAUUUUGGUAUGUUCCUUGUUUUGGAUCGGUUUGGUGGAUAACAUUGGGUAUCAAAUGGAAACUACAAAAAUGUUAAAUCUAUCGACUUUGCCUGUGUCUAUUGGGAUGUAUGGUUACUGUUAUGCAGGACAUGCUGUUCUUCCUAAUAUCUAUAUGUCCAUGGAAAAAAAGAGUCAAUAUCCUCUUGUCAUUUUAGCCAGCUUUGGGAUAUGUACUUUAAUUUAUGCUGGAGUUGCGAUAAUGGGAUACAUGAUGUUUGGAGAAUCAACAGAAUCACAAUUCACUCUCAACCUCCCGCCAAAUUUACUUGCUUCCAAGAUUGCUAUUUGGGCUACGGUGAUCACUCCAGUAACCAAAUAUCCUUUUUCCGUAAAGCCUCUUGGAUUCUUGCUUUUUUUGUGUGAAUUGGCUAAAAGUUUGGAGGAAUUAAUACCAUCAAAACAUUCAAAGUCACACGUCUACUCAAUCCUCAUUAGAACAGCAUUAGUGAUCUCUACUUUAAUCGUCGCCCUUUCUGUUCCCUUUUUUGGUCUGGUGAUGUCAUUGAUUGGAUCUUUACUCUCAAUGUUGGUGUCAUUGAUAUUUCCUUGUGCUUGCUUUUUGCGCAUCUUAAGAGGCAAUGUGACACGUUUCCAGGUAUCAAUGUGCGUAUUAAUCAUUGCAAUUGGUGUGAUCUCAUUAUCGUUUGGAACCUACACAUCCAUAUCUGAAAUCAUUCAACAAUAUUUGUAGUUCUUUCGGAAGCCGAUCUUUAACGAAUUAUUAAUCAUUGAGCAAGAUUUUCUUUUUAUACGAUGCUCCAAGUGCAUUUUCUCUUUAUUUAUUUUUUUCACUUUGCAAAUUGACUGAAUUAUGAAGUCGGUAAUGGUUAAUUAGCGGAUCAAUUAGGCAAACUUAAAAACCCUUUUAACAUUUUUCUACGUUUGUAUGUUUCGAAUGGAGAACAAACAAAGAAACAAAUCUUCAUUAUUUUUCUAUGUUUGUUUGUAAUUGAGAACACACAAAGAAACACUUUUGUAACAUAUUUUUGUUUUUAAUGAUUGUAUAAUGUAUAUCCCAAAACAAGGAACACUG
Lactuca saligna is the source of this 2364-nucleotide messenger RNA. The record is from the annotation of a GenBank genome assembly. Lineage: Eukaryota; Viridiplantae; Streptophyta; Magnoliopsida; Asterales; Asteraceae.